AUGGGGGGCAGCGGCAACGGAUACCCCCGCGAUGACGACAUUGGUGGCUGGGUUGCCGCGCCGACUAAGCGCGGCGGCAGGGGUGGCGGGAGAGGCGCUGGCCGCGGCGGCGGCGGCGGCAGCGGCGGCGGUGGCAGGCGCGGUCGCGGCAGUGGCCCCGUGGUUGAGGGCUUUUCCGGCGGUGAUUCCGGUCAUGGUAGUGAACGGGUGGAAGCGGAGUACGGCAGGGGCCCGGCCGGGCGCGGUGCCAGAUCCGGCGGCGGCAAGGUUGGCGUGUACGGCAACCGCCUGACGUCACAUCCGCCGGACAGUUUCCCGCGCACCUCUAACGCCGAGGCAGCUCCGGGCAGUGAGGGGUGUAGCGGCGGCACCCGGGGGCCAUCACAUCCCGGCGGCAGCGGCGGUGGCGGCCCGGCGCAGCAAGCUGACCGCCGUACUAGCAACGCCGCCGUACGGAGCCCUUCAGUGCCUGCACCUGCGCCUGCGCCUGCGCCUGCGGCUAACAUCAUGGUGCCGCCAACAUCAGAGCCCUGCCUGGAGGACAAGGACCACUGCACGCUGUGUCCUGGAUGCUUCUUCUCCUUCUGUGCUCUGUGUGAAGAGCCCUGGCACCCGGGAAGCGCCUGUCUGGAUGCGGAGGCCCGGUUGGCCCUUCUGGAGGAGCGCAGGGCGGCCGGGGGGGGCGCCGGGGGUGGGGGAGGGGGGAUCAGCGCCAUGGAGCGAGCGAGGAGGGAGAUGAACCGCCGUAAUGAACUGAAGAGCCUGGCGGUGCUGGCGAGCACCACCAAGCAGUGCCCCAGUUGCUCCAUGGGUGUGGAGAAGAGCGAGGGUUGCAACAAGAUGACUUGCAGCUACUGCGGAGCGUACUUCUGCAGGCGCUGCAAUCAGAUCAUUCGCGGCUACGACCACUUCCAGCAGCCGCUGGACGGCGGCGAGGGGGCCUGUGUGCUGUUCGAGCAGCAAGAGAUUGACCGGUGGAAUGCGAGAUGGGGAGCUGGCCCCCGAGUCGCUCAGGUCGAGCAACGUGGCGCGAUGGUCGGGUGGCUGCAACAGAACGUCGGACAGGUAGCAGUUGCAAUUGCCUUCCCUUUUUCUCUGUACUGUACCCUUCCCCAUCUCCACCUGCUGCUUCUCCCUUCCCUCCACUCCCUCCCUUCCCUCCACUCCCUCCCUUCCCUCCACUCCCUCCCUUCCCUCCACUCCACCCCGCCCCGCCGCAAUGGCCGCCCAGCGCAACGUCAAGGAGGGCGGCAACAACGACAUCCGCUGCUGGUCCUGUAA
Volvox carteri f. nagariensis is the source of this 1281-nucleotide messenger RNA. RefSeq lists its product as uncharacterized. NCBI's taxonomy places the organism in Eukaryota, Viridiplantae, Chlorophyta, Chlorophyceae, Chlamydomonadales, Volvocaceae. The record is from RefSeq and is a predicted model, not a curated record. The transcript has 8 exons. Gene Ontology annotation, molecular function: ubiquitin conjugating enzyme binding; zinc ion binding; ubiquitin protein ligase activity. Gene Ontology annotation, cellular component: ubiquitin ligase complex; cytoplasm. Gene Ontology annotation, biological process: ubiquitin-dependent protein catabolic process; protein polyubiquitination; positive regulation of proteasomal ubiquitin-dependent protein catabolic process. Bases 1 to 1281 code for a protein of 426 amino acids.